AGGCAGGAGGCGCACUGACUGGGCACUGCCAGGACUGGCACUGUUGUGGCUCCGGCUGCUGCCACCAACUGGAAGUCGCUUAGUUGCCACCUGCAGGAUCGGGCACAGAGGGGAUCUCACCUCCCCUGCAGGUCCAGAGCUGACAGAGCGGGGGACCCCCAAACCCAGCUGUCUGGUUUCAUCCCUCUGGACAUUAGGCUGAAGGCAGAGCUGCCACCAAGUACCUCUCCCCCAGCACUCUUCUGCUUCUAUUACUCUAUUCUCUCUGGAUACAUACAGCAAGGAGCAGGAGGAGAGCAGGGGCCAGACUGGACAGAUCAGUGCCACAGCUGACACAAUGUUCCCGGGACCCUCUCUUCUCUAGCGCAGGACAAUCAGGCAAGAGAGAGGAGCUACAGCAACCUGUUACACUAUCUCUGUCACUUCUUCUCACUUUUGGGGGGAUUCCCACAGCUCACCAGGAUGACCCCUGAGUACUUUUUGAGGUCCCUGUUGAUGAUGAUUUUAGCUGUGUUCUCUGCAAAUGCUAGCAACUGGCUGUACCUUGCAAAAUUGUCCUCGGUAGGGAGCAUUUCAGAGGAAGAAACUUGUGAGAAGCUAAAGGGAUUAAUUCAACGCCAGGUGCAAAUGUGCAAAAGGAAUCUAGAAGUCAUGGAUUCUGUAAGGCGAGGGGCACAGCUGGCAAUUGAAGAAUGCCAGUAUCAGUUUAGGAAUCGACGGUGGAACUGCUCAACACUUGAUACAUUGCCUGUCUUUGGGAAGGUAGUGACGCAAGGCACCAGAGAGGCAGCUUUUGUGUAUGCAAUAUCUUCAGCAGGAGUAGCCUUCGCAGUGACUCGGGCAUGUAGUAGCGGAGACCUAGAAAAAUGUGGCUGUGAUAGGACCGUGCAUGGGGUCAGCCCCCAAGGGUUCCAGUGGUCUGGCUGUUCGGAUAAUAUUGCAUACGGCGUAGCCUUUUCACAGUCAUUUGUAGAUGUUAGAGAGAGAAGCAAAGGGGCAUCAUCUAGUCGCGCUCUCAUGAAUCUCCACAAUAAUGAGGCAGGACGCAAGGCCAUCCUUAACAACAUGCGAGUGGAAUGUAAGUGCCAUGGUGUCUCUGGAUCCUGUGAGGUGAAGACUUGCUGGAAGGCCAUGCCUCCAUUUCGAAAAGUUGGAAACGUUUUAAAGGAAAAGUUUGACGGAGCUACCGAAGUGGAGCAGAAAAAGAUUGGUACAACCAAAGUCUUGGUUCCUAAAAAUUCUCAGUUCAAACCACACACAGAUGAAGACUUGGUAUAUCUUGAUUCCAGCCCAGAUUUUUGUGACCACGACUUAAAGAAUGGAGUCUUAGGAACUACUGGCCGACAGUGUAACAAGACUUCCAAGGCUAUUGAUGGUUGUGAGCUAAUGUGCUGUGGUCGAGGGUUUCACACAGAAGAAGUUGAAAUAAUAGAAAGGUGCAGUUGUAAAUUCCACUGGUGCUGCUUUGUCAAAUGUAAACAGUGCCACAAAGUAGUAGAAAUGCACACGUGUCGGUGAUCUAACUGAAAUAACCUACUGUAUUUAACCAGAAUGGACGAUUUGGAUCUCUCCACGCCACCAAUGUCAUUCCUUCUACCACGACAGGUGUAGCUCUAAAGACUGCAAAGAAGAUAAGGGACAAUAGAUUUUUUUUUUUUAAGAAUAUUUAAAGUCCCAAAUUAUCAUUGAUGUAUAUUUGUAUUCUUUAUCUUAUUUAUUGCCAACAAACAACGAGGUUGUGAGUCCGUGCUUCCCAUCUACACAUGGUGGAAAUUACUUUAUGUUGCUGCUUCUAUAGUGACGGAGAACGAGACAUGACGACCCACAAAAACUGCUGAAGGAAUGUUAACUCCAACAAUCUUCAAAAUGGAAAAAAGAAAUAGAGAAUACUAGAAACUUAUAUAGGGUGACCACUAUCCACCUUGUUAUUCCAGUGACAUUUAACUAACUUCCACCAAAUGACCAAAAUAACUAAUGAACUUUCAUUAUAUUUUUAAAUGGAAACAAAAAUGUUAGCAUAGGUAUUUUAUAUCUAUACCAAUGUAUAUAAAUAUAAAUUCAUGUUUUGUAUUACAAAUAUUUCUGUACAAGAAAGAUUAUUAAGAAAACUAUGAGAUCAAUACAAAGAUUUUAGUAUAUAUUCUCAUUCCUUGAGGACAGACUAUGGACAGAGAUGUAUGCUGGUCUUCACAUAGAAUUGUUAUUUUUCCUUUUCGGUGUGUUUCCUGCUGAAUUAUGUUGGGUAAUAUAGUACAAGAAUGAAUGAAUGAAGCAUAACUGCUACCUUGGCAUUUAUGUUAAAAUGCUGAAAGAAGUAAAAUAUGCUUUAUAGUUUUAUGGGUUUAUUUUUUAGCAUUUUGUUUAUACUUUUCUACUUUUUUUUUUUACAGUAACUCCCUGGGUCCAAGAUAAGGAAAUAUAUUUAAACCAUUUUAUGUUAAUUGGGCAUUAUGGAAUCUCAUUAAAAACAUAUCCAUUAAAUAAUACUUUUCCAAAAUGAUAUCAAAGUAAACAGCUGUGUUUUUGAAGAAUCAGUUAAUAAGACACACUUACUGCAAACAAGCAUCAAAAAGCUGCAUUCCUAUGAAAUAGUUACCACUGUAGUAUCGGGAGGUACAGUGCUAUAGCCUAUUAUAAAAUAUUAGAUAGAUAUAUCAUAAAAAUGGGGCAUGAAAGAGAAAUCUUGUGGAGAAAUAAUAUAUUUUGUAUGCAUAUUUUUAUAACCUAUUUAACAAUUUUACAAAUGAAAAUGUCCCUGACAGACAAACCUGCAGAUGGGGUUCCACUGAACAAUUACCUGGUGCAUGCAGCACAACCCACCCAAAAAGCAAAAAGGGAAGUUGGAUGUGCAGAUUGGAGAAAUUCCAUUUUGUGAAUGACCCUGAAAAACAAACAGGGAGAGCUUUCACCCUUGUCGGAUAAGGUGUAAGUGCAGGUUUUCAGUAUAGAUUAGAACCUACACGUGCCAAACAUGAAAUAUACCUUUUGUAUCAACCUUGACUUUUUUCACAGUAAAAAAUAACCCAGAAUAAAAGCACUUCACAUCAUUAUAAAUAGGGACAAAUAGUAAAAUAAACACCAUAUUUUUGGAUAGAAACGGGUUGUAAAAAAACGAAUGAUAUUAAACCACCCACUCCCUCCCUUACGUAAUGUUUCCUCCCAACAGUCAUUGAGGCAGAUCAGUGAAGGGUUUUAGGGGCCUGUUUUCAGGCAAAGGGAGACGGGUUGAAGGUAGCCUAGCACCAUAUUUCCUAAAAAAAAAAGGAAUGUUGGGAACUUUGGCUUAUUUUAAUUAAUUACUCAUAUCUGCAGAAAACGUUUCCUUUUAGACAGGAACAAAAAUAGGAGCUUUUCUACAAGAGACUGAAAAAGCUGCUGUAAAUGAAAUCUCAGUGGGCAAUAUUCCACACGUUAAUACUAAUAUAUAUUUGUCUUGUUGGAAAGGUUUAGUUCUGCUGUAAUAAUAAGAAUUACUGUUACUGUAAUGGUUCUCAACCUCCCCAAUAUAUUUAUGAUUCAUGCUUUAUUUUUUUAUUUUUUUUACUUUUACAUCCGGAAUAACAGUCAGAAAUGAUGGACUUUGGACUGUUUAAUGACAUACACGACUAUCCAAUAUGAGGAUUAAGUAAGCUUUGCUUCUGCAGCACAAGAAACAUGAUACACGAGUAUCUCAAGCAUGUUUAAAGAAUCACUGGGUUAUAUUUGAUUUAUGUCUAACAAUUUGUUCUGGUUUCAUCCUGUCUGCACACAACAUACAACAUUUAUACACUCCUCUUAUUAGAAAGGUCCCAUUUGCCCAUUAACAGAAAAUAGUUUAUUUCUUCUGCAAUGCAUCUUUGGGUUAGUAGUACUGAUUUAUAUGACCACAGAGACUACAAAUUCUGUUGAAUGUUCAAAUGCAUAAAUUGUAAGCUUCAUAAUUAUUAGAGAGGUGAGUUGAAUGUUCCUGAUAGCUGUAUGUAUAGGUUAAUAGGAAAAUUGUUUUAAAAUAAAAUAGUGAGCAAUUGCCAGUGUUCCCGGGUUGUCAAGCAAUUUGCCUGUAAAAUUUGUUGACUGUUAAGAUUUCUGCCGCGAAGCAAUGACGUGCUGGAAGGCUGCUGAGACAGAUGGAACACUGGGAAUUUGGAAAUGGUUCAGUUUCCUUACGAGUUCAUGUUUCUUGUUGACGGUACUGUAUGUAGUUCAUGUUUCUUGUUGAAGGUAUGUAGUACUGAACACACCCACCAGGUGCAAACGUUUUGUUUGGUGUGUCCCACGAACUUCCAGGUGACAUUGAAAACAGAUCAUCAUUGUUUCUAAAGAUGUUAUGUCAUUGAUACUUGAUUGCAUAUUUAAACCCAUUUGUUCCUUUUUAUUAGAGAUGAGCGGGUUCGGAUUUAACGCCAGAAUUAACGCCAGUUUAGUUUUAUCUGGAUUUUUCUUAAUGGCUAUCCAAAACACGUGACAUCCGUGAGCCAAUAAGAUGCCGUUUUGAGAUCCGAGUAAAACCGAACCCACUCAUCUCUACUUUUUAUGCAUAUGCCAGGAAAUAAGAUGACAUAAUGAAACUGUUUUGUAUUUUCAAAAAGUGAAAAUUAUAUUGCACCCCCCAUUAAAUUAUUUUUUAUCAAGAUUAAUGUUCUUUAGCAACUUCUGAAAUGUGAAAAUAAAUUAUUAGAGUUACCAUAUUGCUUAAAGAACAACUAAAACCUAAAAUACAAGUUGGUUUAUAUGGGAUUACUAAUAGCAAUCAGAAAUAUAUAAAUACAUUUCAGGAAUUUAUCAGAACUGUAAAUAUAUUAAGUAAAGCUGUGAUCACAAGCGGAGAUGUGUUUGCCUAGGCAUGUUGGGCUUCCUAUCUGGGACAUUAUUAAAGGAUACCUCAGCCCAUUACUUAGUGUGGCAUGUCUCAUUUCAGAAUGCAAUAGCUUGCACAUAGCUCCAGAGUGAAUGCAGAUAUUUGGAAUUAGGAGUAAAUCCAGAUAGAAAGUGCAGCUUUCACAUUGGUGAAACAAGGGGUAAUGAGGGAGGGGGAGGGGUGUGGUAUAAAAUGUUAAAUGUGCUGCAGAUUUAGAUCUGGGACAGGUAAGUGUCCUAAUUCAAUUCUAAAUUGCAGAUUUAAAAUAAAGCUGCAGUAUUUACAGUAUUUCCCCUGCAUACCAGUUACGAAAAAAUUAUAAUCUCCAAGUGCAAUUUACAACCAUUGGCUGUAUUGGUUUGUAAUACUAAAAGAGCCCCCACAAUGCCAAACAUCAUAUGUUCUGCAGAAGCAUGGGGACACACACAUUUGUGGAUGUUGUUACAUAAUUUUUCAUAUUGAACCAACUUGUGUUGUAGGCUUAGUGGCCCUUUGAAAGCGAGCUAGUUCAUCUGCGUCAUUGAUUUAAUUAAGCUCGCAUAAAGCAUAAUUUAAAUUAAUGCAUACCUGCUGGCAUUGUAACUGGGAUCAUGGUGAUGUGAUUUGCAUAAUUAAGCCCCACCUCCCAAUGCACAGUACAAAGAAUUAUGAUCUCUACAACCAGGGGGCAAGUCUUAACAAAGCAGUCCCCUACAAAUUGGGCUGGAUCUUGAAACUUGGCUACUCCCCUUGAAGUUCAGGAGAACUCACUGAAAUUCAGUAGUCUACUGGACUUUGCAGGAGAGUAGGGAAAUGUGCAUUUAUGAAAGUUUCCUUUUUUUUAUAUUAAACAAACCCUGUAGUUGAUUGUAUUGCUAAAAGGUGCAAUAAGUCUAGUAAAAAAAAUUCUUAACUGACCUCUGGCACAUCUCCAAUAUACUAUUCCCUGGAAAGUGAGCAUUCUGGAAAUCAUAGUGUUAAAAAUUCCAAUAAUUGGGGGUUAUCCAUUAUGAUAGAGAAGUGUCAUAGCUCAUUUCUACUGCUUACUGUUGGUUUGCAAUAAGCAGUAGAGUCUCAGUGAAACCCUUUGGAGCAGUGUUGAUUAUUUAACUUAAGGUUUUAACUUUUUAAUUACAAAAUUGCUCAGCUUAGAAGGAUAUUUUUUAAGCCCCUGUGAAAUUCAACAUUAAAAAAAAUUACUAUAUUACUGUCAUGAUCCCCAAACUGACAGAGACCAAAAAUCGGUCUUCUAGUUGUAGUUUGUAUUGUAUAGUUUUACACUAAUGUAGUCAUGUAAUGUUAUCCACUUAGGGAUUUGAAAUCCUAAUUAGUAGCAACUGCAUUUUCAUGUUGAGUUCUGUUGCAGUUUGUCAUGCUUAAUUCUUCUUAAAAUAAAUGUAAUAUUGAGUAUUUUUAACAAAUAUUUCCUUAAUUCGCGGAAAUUAUCAAUAAAUAAAUUCAUAUGUAAUUAUAUUUUAGGAAAAAAUUAACAAGAAAAUUAUUCUUGUCUGUUCUCCCAAAUUAUAAUUUUUUUUUUUUUUUAAACUGAAAGAAAAUAAAACAAAAAUUAAUGUGAAAAAUCUUUUCUACUGCCUAAUGUUUCGUAAUAAGUUAGUAAUCUAGUUUUCAUUGAAGAAAGUAAUCACACAAUUGUGCCUCUUUUUAGAACUGGAACAUAAUACAUUUCACAUGUUGUCACAUUACCUACCCAACAUAGAUUUUAGAAAAAAGAAAAUUCUGACUUCUUUGACCACUUAAUGGUUUUUAUAAUAACAGAAAUGUGUCCUUCUUGAAUUAAAAUAAAAUGCUAGUUUAUUUUUAAUACCUUUCAAUA
Pseudophryne corroboree (corroboree frog) is the source of this 6650-nucleotide messenger RNA. It is a transcript of the gene WNT4, whose product is annotated as Wnt family member 4. The record is from RefSeq and is a predicted model, not a curated record. Lineage: Eukaryota; Metazoa; Chordata; Amphibia; Anura; Myobatrachidae. Gene Ontology annotation, molecular function: cytokine activity; frizzled binding. The coding region runs from base 463 to 1518 and encodes 351 amino acids. Gene Ontology annotation, biological process: canonical Wnt signaling pathway; multicellular organism development; cell fate commitment. The transcript has 5 exons. Gene Ontology annotation, cellular component: extracellular region.